Mauremys mutica (yellowpond turtle) is the source of this 921-nucleotide messenger RNA. RefSeq names its product olfactory receptor 14A16-like. Gene Ontology annotation, molecular function: olfactory receptor activity; G protein-coupled receptor activity. NCBI's taxonomy places the organism in Eukaryota, Metazoa, Chordata, Testudines, Geoemydidae. The coding region runs from base 1 to 921 and encodes 306 amino acids. The transcript has a single exon. The record is from RefSeq and is a predicted model, not a curated record. Gene Ontology annotation, cellular component: membrane. Gene Ontology annotation, biological process: G protein-coupled receptor signaling pathway.
AUGUCGAACCGAACCACCAUGACUGAGUUCCUUCUCCUGGGAUUCUCUGAAGUUCGGGAGCUGCAGAUUUUGCACUUUGUGGUGUUUCUAGUGAUUUAUCUGGCAUCCCUGGUGGGGAAUCUUCUUGUCAUCAUAGUUGUAGCCCUCGACAAUCACCUUCACACCCCCAUGUACUUCUUCCUGAUGAAUCUGUCGAUUGUAGACCUUGGCUCCAUCUCUGUCACCGUCCCCAAAUCCAUGGCCAACUCCCUCAUGAACACCAAGUCCAUUUCCUAUGCUGGAUGUGUUGCCCAAGUCUUUUUCCUCCUCUUCUUGCUGGGAGAGGAUUUUGCCGUUCUUACCGUCAUGGCAUAUGACCGAUAUGUCGCCAUCUGCCAACCACUGCACUAUGAGACAAUGAUGAACAGCAGAGCUUGUGUUCAAAUGGCAGCUGGUGCCUGGAUCAGUGGGAUUCUCUACUCUGUGCUACACACCGGGAACACAUUUGCAUUGACCUUCUGUGGAGGCAACAUGGUGGAUCAGUUCUUCUGUGAGAUCCCCCAGCUACUCAAGCUCUCCUGCUCCGACUCAUAUCUUAGUGAAGUUGGGGUUCUUGUCUUUAGUGUGUGUUUAGUCUUAGGCUGCUUUAUUUUUAUCACUGUGUCGUAUGUUCAGAUCUUCAAAUCAGUGUUGAGAAUCCCCUCUGAACAGGGCCGACAUAAAGCCCUAUCCACCUGCCUUCCUCACCUAACUGUGGUCUCCUUGUUUGUUUGCACUGCCAUCUUUGCCUACCUGAAACCCAGCUCCAACUCCCCAUCUGCUCUAGAUCUUGUGAUGGCUGUUCUUUAUUCUGUAUUGCCACCAGUCAUGAAUCCACUUAUCUACACCAUGAGGAACAAGGAGAUCAAAGCUGCCCUGAGGAGACUGACUGGGUGUAGGUAA